Messenger RNA from Astyanax mexicanus (Mexican tetra), 5191 nucleotides. It is a transcript of the gene ca4a, whose product is annotated as carbonic anhydrase IV a. NCBI's taxonomy places the organism in Eukaryota, Metazoa, Chordata, Actinopteri, Characiformes, Acestrorhamphidae. Bases 113 to 1039 code for a protein of 308 amino acids. The transcript has 8 exons. Gene Ontology annotation, cellular component: plasma membrane. Gene Ontology annotation, molecular function: zinc ion binding; carbonate dehydratase activity. The record is from RefSeq and is a predicted model, not a curated record.
CCAUAGAGCUGUAAAAGGGGGAUAAAUAAGUGUGGGACCCCUGAAAGCUGAAAGAAGACAAGCACAGUCUAAAAGCUCACGGUUCGAGGGAAUCAGCCAGAUCAGCUCCACAAUGCAGGCUCUUAUUUCUUCUGUCCUGCUUUUGGCAUCGAUUCUGAAGAUAUGCACCAGCUCAGAAUCAAAUUGGUGCUACCAAACCCAGGUAUGUGAUUCAGGCUGCAAAGGACCAGAUGUGUGGCAUGAGGUAAAUGAUGAAUGCAGCAAAAGCAGACAGUCUCCUAUUAACAUUGUGACCAAGAAAACAAAGCUGAACCAUCUUCUCACACCACUCAAAUUCACCGGCUACCAGGAGGUUUUCCGCAGCACACUGAAAAACAACGGACACUCUGUGACUAUAACUGUGCCUCAUGUGGCCACAGUAAGCGAAGGGAAUCUAUUGAACACCUACAGAGCAGUGCAGUUUCAUUUCCACUGGGGAGAAAAUGGCGGCCCCGGCUCCGAACACACUGUUGAUGGAGAGCAGUAUCCCAUGGAGAUGCAUAUUGUGCAUAUGAGACAGGAUUUCAAGACUCUGGAUGCAGCACUGGGAGACCCAACUGGAGUAGCAGUGCUGGGAUUCUUCUAUGAGGAAUCAGCCAGUUCAAACCGAAAGUAUGAUGGAUUCAUAGAAGCUCUAAAAAAUGUGGUCGAAUCAGGUUCAAACACGACCAUUGAUGGUAUCUCCCUCAGCAACCUCAUACCCUCUGAGGGAAACAUGACCAAUUACUACCGUUACAGUGGCUCUCUGACCACCCCUUCCUGCACUGAGGCAGUAGUAUGGACUGUGUUUGAAAAUCCCAUCCCACUCAGCCAUGACCAACUGUCAGCGUUCUCCAAGUUAAAGUUCCAUGGCGGAAAGUCCAUGGUGAAAACGUUCAGACCUGUGCAGCCACGCAAGGGCCGCGUGGUUUACCGCUCUGGCAGCUCGGUGCUGUUGGCCAGCUUCACUCUCCUCCUGCUGUGUGUUACCUCAGCCCUGGGCCUGUCCCAGUUCAACUAGAGUGGGCCGAAGCACCAGUCAAGCCACAGCCCUUAUCACCACGCAUGAACACAGCGAGUUUUCAUCCAAUCAAAACGCCAAUCAAACAAGCGCCAAACGGAAGAAGCAGUCAACAGCCAAUUCCCUUUUUUUUUUUCAGAGAUCACAGCAAAUGCACUUUGAUGUUUUUUGUUAUGUUGUGUUUUUGGGUCUUCCUCUCGGAGGUGAGACUUCUCCAUUUCCAAACAGGAAAACAAACGAUGCGUGACGGGGUGGUAUUCUGCAUGGCUUGACUGGAAAAAGGAACUGCGUUCAAAAGCUAUCAAUAGAAACCCAGCCAGGUCCCCCCUGCGGAGUGCUGGAGAGGUUAGAAAUGCAUGGCCUUUAUCUUUCUGAGGCACAGCCAAGUAAAGAGGACACACACACACACCCAUACACAUACACACACCCAUACACAUUGGUCGACAUGUGCCCAUUCUUCCAUCAUGCAGCUAUAUUUAUAGCACAGAGACCUUUUUCAGCGUACAAUUUACAACACACACACACACACACAAACUGAGCUAAAGAAUGAUGAACACCUUACCAGGCUGUUCUGAAUUUUAGUGUCUUCUCUGAACCCGAGUGUCAAGGACAGUAUAAUGCUACAGAGGUCAGUGGUCAAGCAUGAGGUCAUGAGGUGCACUGCCGAGAAUAGAUCUUGGCAUUGACACGAACAGCAUUAAUUUUAAAAUAGCACACACACACUUUUUGUGUUUUUAUAAAUAAAUAAGUACAGUACUGUGCAAAAUUUAUUGAGGCCACCUUCAUAUAGUUCAUUGUUUCAUUUACAGUCAAAAUUGUCAUGAAGGGUUAGUAAUUAAAUUUUUAGCUUCAGAAAUCCCAACACCUUAAUACUGUAUUACACUGAUAUGCAAAAUGUCUCCCAUAAUUUUACCAUAUACCUUCAACAGUGUGGAGCCUCCUGCACUAAAUGUAGAUGCGAUUUCUACCACAAAUUCUAUUGGUCACAAUCAUUACCACCCACUGUGGUAAUGCUGUCCACUGUAGGUGGUAAUGUUCUGUAUGUCCUGUUCUUGUCAUACUAAUGACAUUAUGCAUCCAGGAAUGUCCCAUUCACCAGUUUUAGUGUCCAAUAAUCAAUCCUUGCUCAAAUUUGCACAAAAAUUCAUGUUGCCUUGCCAUGAGUACACAGGCCUGUGUUUAGCCUCACUCUCAACUCAUACAGGUAACACUAUACUUAUAAGGUAACACUAAAUGGUCAAUUUUCAUAUCAGUGUAUAUCAUAAGUUGGAACUUGUUCCGCAUCUCACAGUCUGGGUCAUUAUAAUAACAUUCAGUGAUCUUGAUGUCCGGAAUCACGGGCUGUGACCGAAAUGGCUCCCUACUCCCUCAUUAGUGUUGCGCUAUGUAGGGAGAUACUAAUAAGUUCACUAAUUAGUGGUAAAACGGGAGUGAAUUCGGACACUAACUCAUGAUUAUCAUGCGCCAGCACCGGUCGCAUAAACACACACAGGUGAGAGAGGUGCUGAACCGUGUUUAAAACUCCAUAAACACACUGAACUGAGCUCUGAAUUAAAGUUAGUGAAGCUCUGAGCUGAUCAUGAAGUUAUUUAUCUGUUUGUUAUUUUUACGCUGUUUAGAAGAUGAUCCUCACAUUACUGAACUACAUGAAGAAAACCUUAAAAAUAGCAGCGUACACCGGCUCGCACUGUUGCCAGAUUGGGUGGUUUCAUGCCAAACGUCGAAUUGUGUCUGAAAUUGUUUGGAGGAAACGCUGUGAUUUGACAGGUGAACAAAACUACCAAGUGUAAAGAGUUGGGAAAUUUAACUCAUCGGUGUUGCAGUUAGAUAUCUAACCCUGCAGAGUCGGAGCUUUUAGUCCUGAUGAUGGAAAUUUGAAGCUGUGUUUAUGUUCGUUAUUAUAUGUGAGUAAGUUAUUUCUUUCUUUCAUUGCUUGCAAGGUUGUUUUUAUGUACUGUUUUUAAGUUUUUGUUUCGUGUGUCCAAUGAUACAAGGCACAAAACACAUAAUACAAAUAUGCAGAUAAACUCAUUUAAAUAUAUUUAUUUGUAAUCAAAUCAAAUCAAAUUUAUUUGUAUAGCGCUUUUUACAACUGGUGUUGGCACAAAGCAGCUUUACAGAAACAUGAUUACAGGACAAAGAAUCAGGCAAAACAUUAAACAUAGAAUAUACAUAAUACAGAACCCCCAGUGAGUGCAGUGAUAUUUAAGAUAUUUGUGGUAUUUUGUGGUAUAUUUAAGAUAUUUGUGGUAUUUUAGUUAAGAUCAUGUUGGAAUAAACCCUGUAAUAUUGUUAAUAUGACGAACAUCAGCUGUUUGGGUGGUUUUGUCAGUAAUUUUGUGGAUUUGAAACACGUUUUACCCUGUAAAUUGGUUUUAUCUGAAUCCCACUGUAACAAUCUGGCAACCCUGGUGGCUCGCUGUCCGCUCCGUUUCUUCGGCUGUCUGUUGCUUAGUUGCGAGACCCGCAAAGCAUUUUGGGACACAUUCAGCUCGCUUAGUAAGCAGCGAAGUUUACUAUAAAUCAUGAUGCAUUAUGGGAGUUUUUAGUGCCCUCAAAAUCACGUUCGAAUCCCUCCGUAUGAUUCGGACACUCAAAGAAAAAUGGCUGACAUACUCAAUAGUGCCCUAACUAGUAAAUAGGGAGCCAUUUCGGUCACAGCCUUGGUCAGCUUGUGUUCCUCAGUACAAGCUUCCUGAUCAGCUUUUUUUUUUUGAUCAGUCAUUAUGAUAAAUUGCUAUAUUAAGCAAUAUAUCAUAAUUUUAGUUUAAAGGUAAAUUUAAAGGUUACACAUUUACUCUCUGUACAUUCUUUUUUGAAACAUGGUGGGCUGGCCCAGGUCAUUAAAUCUGGACCAUGAAUCUAAUUGCAACUGGAUUUUGUUAUUGCUGGAGGUUAAGGGAACAGUUAAUGUCAUUUUUUGGGCGUGUAUUGUCGCACCUACCAAGGACCAUACAGUCUAGGACUUUAAAAAAAUGGAUUCAAGACCCAGAUGUAAAGACCUAGAUAUUUUUUGGUAAUCUCACAGUCCAGUUUCACCCAAAAGAGCUCUUUGUGAGAUAAAUAAAUGAAAUAGAAUAAAGUAUAAAAUAGGAAUAAAAUAGAUAACAAGAUAAAUACACAUAAUUUAAAAAGAGAGUAAGUAAGGAAGUAGCAGCAACAUCCCAACAAAUAUCCCAUUCUUCUAAAUGCUUUUUUAAAAUGCUGUUUUAACUGAAUAUUACAUUUUGUAAUGGGUGGUCUCAAAUUUGUGUUCAGUACUGUACAUAUAAUAAAAUAAGGAGAUACAUAUGUAUAUAUUAAUAGUUACUAGAUCUGCAUUGUAGGUCAAAGACAAUGUGAUGUGCAGUGUUAGACCAUGAGACCUACAAUGGCGCUAACAAGGAGAAAUGUAUUUUUUAUUAAAAUUCCUAACAGCACAAGCAUGCUCUCUAUCUGUUCUCUCAUAGCUGGGCUUCCAGGAAUCUAGACUGUAUUGCUAAGCAUCAAAAUCCUUAUUAGUCUGUCUGUGAAACAGCUACAGUUAGUACAGUUCUUCUCAUCUAAUCAAAAUGCUUUUCUAUAUUCUGAGUGAUGUGGAUGAUUCGUUCAUUUGACCAGGAGCACAUGACCCGUGUUCACGCUCUGCUUUCUUUGGACUCUUUGGAUGCUCUGAGAAUGUGAAUUUACUGUGAGUCUGCUGCCCGUAUGUUCAUUUCAUAGCUAGCAGAGACUUGGGCAAAGAAGACCAAAACAGGUAUAACUUACAAAGACGCACACUAUUAAUAUUAUCUUUUUUUUUUAAAUAAGUAUUUUGCCUUUUUGUGCACGUUUAUUGUACUGUAUUGUUUAUUGUAUGUCCAUAUGUAUUUGAGCCACUAUGUCUUCUGUUAUUUGUACUGAUAUUUAAACUGGUCUUGGAUGCAAUGCACUAUAGUAUAGUACUGGAUGUUGCAUUCCAUGAGAUUUGAAGAAAAUGGGAAAUGUGAUCUGGGUUUUCUGAUUGACUUCACAGAAGAUUAAUUUGCUGUAAACAUGUAUCAAAUAUAAACAUAUAUUUUUGUUUCUUUAUCAGCGGAAUGUGAUGCUGUUUAUGCAGGUGACACUAUGUGAUUACAAAUGCUAUACAGAAUGUGUUCCAAUACAGUAAUAAACUACUGAAUUAUGUUUUUA